Molecule: messenger RNA, 362 nt
Organism: Notothenia coriiceps (black rockcod)
Lineage: Eukaryota; Metazoa; Chordata; Actinopteri; Perciformes; Nototheniidae
Gene: tmem150b
Product: transmembrane protein 150B
Cellular component (GO): plasma membrane
Source: RefSeq, a predicted model, not a curated record
UGUGUAGGUGUGUGUGUUUCCCCCCCAUCUGCACCAACAUGUGGCUGUGGGCGUUGCUCCCCAUCUGCCAGGCUGUCUUUGGCACUCUGGGCAUCUGGACUGUGUUUGCUGUUUCUGUAUCAAAUGGAUCAGUCAACCUCACAGAAGGAUUCCCUUACAUCAGUGAGUGUGGAUCGUACAAACCUCAGAGCUGUCUCUUCUCCCAGAUGUGCAACAUCUGCUCUGUUUUAGCCCUGUGGAUCGUCCUCAUCCGUUUCCAGCAGGUGAAGGACUUUGGUAAUCAUGGAAAGGCCAACAUAGCCGCCGCCAUUAUUCUGGGAUUCAUCUCCUCUGUAGGCAUCUCCAUCAUUGGCAACUUUCAG